This is a messenger RNA of Cottoperca gobio, 4514 nucleotides long. It is a transcript of the gene runx3, whose product is annotated as RUNX family transcription factor 3. NCBI's taxonomy places the organism in Eukaryota, Metazoa, Chordata, Actinopteri, Perciformes, Bovichtidae. Gene Ontology annotation, biological process: chondrocyte differentiation; hemopoiesis; neuron differentiation. The record is from RefSeq and is a predicted model, not a curated record. The transcript is spliced from 4 exons. The coding region runs from base 767 to 1768 and encodes 333 amino acids. Gene Ontology annotation, molecular function: ATP binding; RNA polymerase II cis-regulatory region sequence-specific DNA binding; DNA-binding transcription factor activity, RNA polymerase II-specific. Gene Ontology annotation, cellular component: nucleus.
CGUCUCCUUCUCAGGCUCUAUAACCCUGCGCUAAAGGAUAACUUUAAGGGGAAUUCAGCUGGAGCGACGGAGCAGCUCCUCUUGUACCAGAAUAACGUUGUCUUUUUGAGGAAGGGAGAACCAACGAGGAUAAAGUUUGCAAGAACUUUUACGCAAGAAAAGGACACUGAUGUGCUGCAGUAGUGACUGUAGAUAUUCGGCUUUGAGACAUUUAGUUUUGCGUUUGGAGUCUGGUGAAAUCUGAAGAGGCAGUUUAAAAACUUAAACCGAGAAAGCCAGUCAGCUGGAUUGCCUAACUUUCUGCAUUGCGGCUGGAUUACUUUACAGAUUGUCACUGAUCGGCAAUCAUUUAUCCGUUGACUCAUUUGAGAUUUCAAAGUGAGAGCUCAAGUAGUUUGUGCUGUUGAUAUAUUGUGUACACGCGGCUGAAACUGUCGGUCCAUCAAGUGGUUGACAGAUAAGAGCCGAUAAGUUCAGCACUGUGAGAAACUUUGUUUGUACGGUUUUUCUGCUGAAGUUAGGAAAAACCGCGCAACCCUGAUGUUCCUCAGGCUGACACAUCAUGUGCUGAUGAUCUAGCACACAGUCAUCACGGUUUAUUGUUAAUGUUAAGGUAGCGAGGCUCUCUUCACUCAGUGCGCUCUCGCCUCCAUCAUUUGCGCUCACACAGAGGACUCCUGAGACCGUCGGCGUCUGGAGGAAAAAUAAAUAAAAACCUGCUCUUCUAAAACAAACCCAGUCAGGUGGCACUGACCCAACUGUUGUGAUGCAUAUUCCCGUAGAGCCGCCUACCACCAGACGGUUCACGCCGCCCUCCACGUCCUUCCCCUGCAGUAAGCUUGGAGACGGCAACGGGGCCAUGGCCACCCCGGGGCCCCUGAGGUCAAGAUCGGACUCCAGGAACGUGGUGGACGUCCUGGCGGACCAUGCCGGAGAGCUGGUCCGCACCGACAGUCCCAACUUCCUCUGCUCCGUCCUCCCGUCUCACUGGAGGUGCAACAAGACGCUCCCCGUGGCUUUCAAGGUCGUGGCUCUCGGUGAUGUCCCCGACGGGACUCUGGUUACCGUGAUGGCCGGGAACGACGAGAACUACUCGGCCGAGCUGAGGAACGCCUCCGCCGUGAUGAAGAACCAGGUUGCCCGCUUUAACGACCUGCGCUUUGUGGGCAGGAGCGGACGAGGGAAGAGCUUCACACUGACCAUCACCGUGUUCACCGGACCGCCACAAGUGGCCACCUACCACCGCGCCAUCAAAGUCACCGUGGAUGGACCCCGAGAACCGCGCAGGUCAACGGACCUCUUCAACCAGAGGACCACCUUCCCGUCUCUGUCGCCACUGACUGACCCUCGCUUCUCAGAUCCCCGGAUGCACUACCCCGGGGCCUUCCCGUACUCCACCAACACCUCCAGCACCGGCAUCAGCGGUCUCAGCAUGUCGGCCUCUUCUAGAUACCACACCUAUUUGCCACCACCCUACUCAAACAACCAAAGCCAGAACUUCCAGUCCAACUCCUACCUGUAUUACGGCACAGGCUCUGGAUCCUACCAGUUCUCCAUGGUGGCGCCGGGAAACACCGGGGGCGAACGCUCCCCCACCCGCCUGCUGUCCUGCUCGGGGGCCACGGGCCCAGGAGGGACCAACAGCCUGAUGAACCCGGGCCUGAACAACCAUAGCGAGGGCGUGGAGGCCGACGGCAGCCACAGCAACUCCCCCACUGCCAUGAGCGGCACAGGCCGCUUGGAUGAGUCCGUCUGGAGGCCUUACUGACUGACAGACAGCUAGACAAUCAGAGGGGUGCAGGAGAAGUGAGGGAGGAAAAGUAAAGAGGAUGAUGAACAAAAACAUGAACACUGAAAGCAUAUGAAAAAAAAAAGAAAAAAAAAAGAGAAAUGCUGCAUGUUUGUCUUUUAUUUCUCCGGCACUCGCUUUAAAGACUUUCUCUGUUUUUAGCAACUCUGUUAAGACUUCCAUGUAUUUUGUACAUUUUGAGUAAACUCCUGCACUGUGCUAAAACAUGUACUCUUAAAAAGGACUAUAAUAAGCCAUAGAAGUUGAGAAGAUGUUCAGCUGAAACUGUAAAUAGAUGUGAGGGCAAAACCAGAGAAGCCAUAGUAACGUUUCAGGAUCAUGUGCCUGGUGUAAACAGGUACUGAUGGAUGACAAAAGAACAAAAGACAAUAGAGAUACGAUCAACCAGUGCAGCUGAUGAACUGAAAACAUUCAUCAAACAGACUGCUCAGACGUAUCCGACUCACUUGGUCGUUGGAGAUGAGCAGUCGGACUGGACUGAGUGACUCCGACAUCCUUCCAAGGCAUGGCUGUAGCUAUCGGCCCUUUAAAGCUUUACAUUUCUGCAAAAGUUAAAUAUUGCGUCAGUUGUGAAAACAUCUUCAGGGCUGUUUCAUGUGCUCACAGUACUUAUGCAGUACCUUGUUGCCUAAUUUAUUAUCCAAAUGGAAACAUUAGCCUUCGGUGCUACAGUAUGCAGUGGACGUUUCAACACAAUCGCUGCAUCUUUGAGAGAAAAGCAUUUUAUCCGUCACAUGUUUAAGCAAUGAAUUUUCCUCUGCUGUGUCAUCAGUGUAUCGAGUUUCAACAGGACAAUGGCUGAUAUUUUGAGGAAUGUACAAGACUAACGCAGAGGGGUGUUUAUUGGUUUCUUUUUCUGCAGGAAUAUGUAAGUCCUGUUGUGUCUACUCUUUACUUUUUCCUUACAUUUCUGAUCCAAGCCCUAUUCUGAAAAAAAAAAAAGUCCUAGUCUGGUAUUUUUAAACUAGAUGACACGGUUUACUUUUGAUAUUUAUUUGAGCCAAAUUGUGAGGAAAUGUGCGCAUAUACCCAAAAUCCUUAAGCAUUUCUCUCUACCUUUCCUUUUUUUAAUGCAUAUAUAUACAUAGACACACACACAGUAUAUAUGCCUUAUUUUGUUGUUAAGUAUAAAUUUGGAAUUUGUGUAAUAUAUUGCUACUAAAUUAUGAAAAACCAAAACCUUUAAUGUAAUUAUUUUGUCUUCCAAUGUAGCUUUGAUGCACUAAGAACUUUUAUUCCUUAUGAACCACGCCCAACAGAUUCUGUUAGUGAGAAGGUGUAUCUAGAGCCCUAAUCCUUUAAACAAUUUCCAAAUUGCCUUCCUGCGCUAAAUAAGCCAUUCGCUUAAUUUUUGCACUAUGUUUGAAUUUUCAUUUAUCUUUUUUUUUGGUAAUGUAUUUACAAAUAUCUGAACCUUGCCGAACUAAAUAUUAAAAUAUUCCUUCACAUGUAUUUGCUGAACAAACUUAUAAGUGUCCUUUUUAACAAAUCCUUGGCCAAGUAAUUAAUGAUGUCAUGAUUAGACACACACACACACACACACACAUUCCUGCACCACAGGUGUGUGUGCACAUUCCCCCUGUCUGGAGGGCCUUUCCCCUGCAGUGACACAUGUGAUCACUCUAUCCCUGGGGGAGAAAGAGUGUGAGGAUGAAGGGGUAGAAAGAAGAGGAGGGGUCAGAGUAGUAUCUCCUUACCAACACCAAGGGCAGUUAUGCAAAAAAGAAAGAGAAAACUUCCCUUGUUGUUCACAGGUCCCUUUGUUCUGUGUAAUCAGUGAGUGCUUUGAAGCCUUAAUGUCUUUUUUGGUCUAAUUUAAUGAUCAUCGGUGCCAGGGGCUCAUGACUCUACCAAUAAUUUAUACGCCUGCACAGAUCAUCUGGGUAUGAGCUGUGUAAAAAGGCAUUUACAGCAGGCAUCAGGUGUCUAAUAUCUACUACAAAAGUCUUUCACAAGAGGGAAGCAUCUGAAAGAUGGGUAUUUAGUUGCUACAAAAGUGAGAUUGAAUUUCAAAGUGAUCCAAAAAGGCUUGUACUCGCAGCUCAGGUAAAGAAUAAGUUAUGCAAGGUGUUUUGUAGAUCUCACAAAAAGACCCUCAGCCUUUUCCUUUUUCUUUUUUUUUAACAAUCAGUAACAAUGUCUCAUUCCUAUCUCUCUUUGAUUUGGAGGAAAAGCAUGCUUCCCUGCUCUCUCCUCUGGAGCCUUUAUAGGGUAGAGGACCUUACUUUAUUAUGGGCAAAAAUCAUGCAGCUAGAGAAACCACAUGUGUACUUAUAUUUGUGUGGUUCCUUCAAAAAAACCAAAGAUCUUCACAACUGCCUGUAAUACUGUCAGGAUGAUGGGAAAGAUGUGUGAUGUCUUGAUUGAUCUUUAAUAUCUUUCUUUAUGCAAAACUAGGAAGCCAAAGUGUACAAGUGACUUGUAUUUUAUUGUAUAUUGGAUUAAAGAGCACAAUGUAACUUUUUUCUUUUGUUCAUCUUUUUACAAGAUGACCCUUUUUCCUUUUCAUAUACCAACAUGCUAAUUCAUCUUUGCUCCUUUCAUUUCUCUUUAUGCUCAAAGCAUGUACAUCUGAAACUGAUAUGUUAAUUUAAAAAUCUCAUCCAUGUAUGUAAUGAUAUCGUUAUUGCUUCCAUAUUGAGUGCUUGUAAAGUUUGCGGAUAAUGUAGUUUUUAAUCAUUUCAAUUAAAAAACCUGUCUCUCA